UUGACUCCUGGUGACGCAAAGAGAGACCGAGCAGGGUGAAUGGAGGAGGCAGACAGAAUGGCUGCCCGGUGCCGCAGCUCCAAAUGCACGGUAGAAAGGAACGGAUUCAAGCGGGAACUCGAUACCUGGCGGCACAAACUGAUCAACUGCGUCGGGUUCGAGAGCAUUCUGGAGGGAAUCUAUGGCCCGUUGCUGCUCAGAGACCUCAAUAUUUUUGAUGACUGUGAACCCGAGGAGCUAGAAGACUGGGCAGUGAAAGCCAGUUGUUCCUUCUGCAGCCUGCUGAUCAAUGACCAUGUCCCAGUGGCCGCCUCCCCCUCAGACGACACGCCCUCCCAAGCCCCUUCCCUCUCGGACAGCAGCCUAUCAGCUCACAGGUUCCUCCACGCUGUGUUCCAUAAGAAAGAGCUGGCGUCCAGCGGAGACCCUAACGUCCCUCUGGUGGCCCAGGAACUGAUGAAGAGGAUGGUGAGGCAGUUUGCCAUGGAGUACGCCUCCAAGACACGCCUUACCACCACCACAGGCUCCCCGCGUUCUGACCUCGACUCACCUCUAGACCUCACUGUGACACGGAACCAGGAGGAGGAACCCACACCAGCGGACAGUGUGCUCGACCCUCUGACUAGUUGUCUGACCUCUGAACUGAUACCUGAUUCCUCCGUAGGGACAGUGUGCUCGACAACAGGACCUAGAACCCAACCAGACCUAGUAGCGGACACUGACCAGGCAGAGAACCUGCAACAGGACUCCACGUCGAACCAUUCACAAAGCAGGAGGCAGCAGCAGCGUUGGGGAGCAGCGGGGGCGUACCAGACCGAGGAACACCAUGCCCAGAGGUCCAGUGAGCUGUCUGAGGGGCUGCUGUCCAAGGCUCUGAGAGACGUGAGAGCUGGGGAGGAUGUGACCUCACAGGAUGUGACGGCGGCGGCGGCGCACGGCGAGGAGGUGCGGCUGGUGUUGCAGAGGGUGGCGGCCUGGGCGGAGCUGGGAGCGAGGGAGGAGAACGGAGAGAUGCUCUUCCUUCCCUCCUCUUCGUCUUGUCUGACCCAGCAUGGCCUGCGGAGGGAAGGGGCGGAGCAUAGCGGGGAGAACAAGCAGUCCAGGAAGAGGCGCGGGCGCUACCGGCAGUACAACCACGACCUGCUAGAAGAGGCUAUCACCAUGGUGAUGGGGGGCAGGAUGAGCGUUUCCAAGGCUCAGGUGGUUUAUGGGAUACCUCACAGCACGCUGGAGUACAAGGUCAAAGAGCGCAACGGAACCCUCAAGAUACCGCCCAAGAGGAGGCCCGUCAUCGUCACGACUACGACCGCACGGCAACCGCCGGACUCUGCCGGGUUCCACCGACUCAGGGACUAA
This is a messenger RNA of Oncorhynchus masou masou (cherry salmon), 1356 nucleotides long. RefSeq names its product ligand-dependent nuclear receptor corepressor-like protein. Gene Ontology annotation, cellular component: nucleus. NCBI's taxonomy places the organism in Eukaryota, Metazoa, Chordata, Actinopteri, Salmoniformes, Salmonidae. The transcript has 10 exons. Gene Ontology annotation, molecular function: DNA binding. The record is from RefSeq and is a predicted model, not a curated record. Gene Ontology annotation, biological process: regulation of transcription by RNA polymerase II. Bases 40 to 1356 code for a protein of 438 amino acids.